Pteronotus mesoamericanus is the source of this 3408-nucleotide messenger RNA. RefSeq names its product GC-rich promoter binding protein 1 (gene GPBP1). Bases 1270 to 2754 code for a protein of 494 amino acids. Lineage: Eukaryota; Metazoa; Chordata; Mammalia; Chiroptera; Mormoopidae. Gene Ontology annotation, molecular function: DNA binding; RNA binding. The record is from RefSeq and is a predicted model, not a curated record. Gene Ontology annotation, biological process: positive regulation of DNA-templated transcription; DNA-templated transcription. The transcript is spliced from 14 exons. Gene Ontology annotation, cellular component: nucleus.
AUUGCGGAUCGGGUCGGCGCCAUUUUGGGACGGAGACUGGUUGUGGGGGAGGGAAAAGCGGCAAAAGGGGAUUAUUCAAAGUACCGAGAUCCUUGUCCCGGGACCGAGCGCGGGCACCCCAGGCCGGGGGCACUUGCGGGGUGGCAGAAGGUGAUCGAAUUACUCAGAUAAGAAGAUCGUCGUCUAGGUUUUGCGAGAAAGGCCCCGGAUAUUUCAAGUGGCCAUUUUGGAAUUACAAUGUUUUUGGACAGUUUUGCCCCAGAAGUGGAUUCGAAUGGGCGAAAGUCACCUCGGAAGUGAAUUGAGAGCGGCGAGCAGCUCUGCGAGCCCCUGAGCACACCUGGGCGGUCCUCCGUGUUUGGGUUCAAACGCGUUGCCUAAGCGGCCGCGGCGGUUCGGCUGCCGGCGCCCCCCGCCCCCCCGCGGGGUCUCAGCCCGGAGCGGGGGCGAUGCGCGCCGGGCGCGCGGGGCGGUCGCGGAAGCUCCCGGCCGCUGUCUAACCACCGUCGCGGGUCCGCGGCCGCGCGUCCACCCCGUUACAACCCCCAGGACCGCAGCCCUCGGCCGAUGGGGCGGCUCUGCUAAUCGAUGAGGCCUGCGGGGCGGCGCGGCGAGUCUUUCCUUUGAUCUUUUUUUCACGUGAAACCUAAGAUGCUGCCGGCGCCCAGCGGCGCGGCGGCGCUGAGAUAGCCGGUCCCGGGAGCCCGCGUCCGGGAAUGCCCCGCGGACGUGUCGCGCCCUCCCCGCGCGUGCGUCUUGGCCCCUGAGUCGGACGUUCCCUCUCGAGCGGACACGCACGGCGGCGACGAGUACAUGGAAUAGUCGGGAAGGCCGCAGCCUCCUCCUUCCAGGGCCGGGCCGGCCGGCGGGCGGGCGGCCGCGCGAACCUCGGCGGCGGCGGCGGCAGCAUGGGCAGCUGACUGGCGGGGGCAACUCCAUGUCCAGUGGCCGCAGGUCGGGCAUCUUCAGAGAACUCGGACUUGACUUGAGAGGAUACAAAGUCAAAAAACAAACUGGAACACCCCGGGAGAACGGAGACAACCCCGACACCUUGCCGCGCGGCCCCGCUGGAGUGUAGAUUUCUGACACAAUUCUUUGGAGUGGUUUUAUGUCACAUUAAGACCUCAGUGUCAAACACCCAGGGCAUUACCAGAACAGAAACGGAGAGGAACUGCGCUGGGUGCGCUAAGAACUUCUGAAAUAACUUUAAAAGGACUGGCCAUGAGGUGUUGAAGCCUUGCUUCCCUGAGCCGGCGAGACUGGACCUAAAUGGCGCAGCAUGACUUUGCUCCGGCCUGGCUUAGUUUCCCCACCCCGCCGCCGCCAGCCAAGUCGUCACUGAGCUUCGAGAAGCCCUCUGAGAGCCUCUCCUGGGCGGAAGGCCGUUCCGACGCGCAUCGCCGCCGCCACAACUCCUCGGACGGCUUCGAUUCCGGCGCGGGGCGGCCGAACGGAGGUAACUUUGGAAGGAAAGAAAAAAACGGAUGGCGGUCGCACGGAAGAAAUGGAGCCGACAACAUAAAUCACCGGGGGGGAUACCACGGUGGGGGCGGCUCCCGUUCUCGCAGCAGCGGCUUCCACUGCGGGAAAGGCCCGGGCCUGCACGAAAACAGCGUCCCCGACAGCGACCCGGCGAGGAAGGAGGACAAGAGCGAGCGCAGGCAGUUUGAGGCCGAGGAUUUCCCGUCUUUAAAUCCUGAGUAUGAGAGAGAACCGAAUCAGAAUAAGUCUUUAGCUGCAGGCGUAUGGGGCCUACACGCCCAGACACACACAUACCCAACCAAAAAAAUCUCCCAAGCUCCUCUCUUAGAGUACCCUCCGAACCCUAAGUCUAGAGCCCCGAGGAUGCUGGUCAUUAAGAAGGGGAGUGCGAAAGGCUUCCAGCUCCCCGGCUUCCCGGGAGUCGGGAACCUUCCCUCGCAGCCAGUUAAGAACGGGGCUGGUCCCAGUGUUUAUAAAGGGCUAGUCCCUAAACCUGCUGCUCCACCUGCAAAACCUGCACAGUGGAAAAGCCAAGCUAAAGAGAGUAAAGUUGGGGCGUCUUUCUCCCAUGAGUCUACAUACGGUGUUGGCAACUUCAGUGCUUUUAAAUCAACUGCCAAGAAUUUUAGUCCAUCAACAACUUCAGUGAAAGAGUGUAACCGCUCCAAUUCCUCUUCGCCCGUGGACAAGCUCACUCAGCAGCCUCGCCUCACCAAGCUGACGCGGACGCGCACCGAUAAGAAGAGCGAGUUCCUGAAGGCGCUGAAACGGGACCGCGUGGAAGAGGAGCAUGAGGACGAGAGCCGCGCCGGCUCCGAGAAGGACGACGACUCAUUUAAUUUGCAUAACAGCAAUAGUGCUCACCAAGAAAGGGAUAUCAACCGAAACUUUGAUGAAAAUGAAGCCCCACAGGAGAACGGCAACGCCUCGGUGGUCUCCCAGCAGGUCGUCCGGUCUUCAGCCUUCCCGCAGAGCGAUGUGCUUUCGAGCUCUCUCGAGGCGGAACACAGGCUGCUGAAGGAGAUGGGCUGGCAGGAGGACAGCGAGAACGACGAGGCCUGCGCCCCCCUGACCGAGGACGAGAUGAGGGAGUUCCAGGUCAUCAGUGAGCAGUUACAGAAAAAUGGUCUGAGGAAAAAUGGUAUUUUGAAAAACGGCCUGAUCUGUGACUUCAAGUUUGGACCCUGGAAAAACUGCACUUUCAGGCCCACGAUCGAGAACGAGGACUCGGAGACAAGCAGCAGCGACACGUCGGACGACGACGACGUGUGAGCCGCGGCCCCCAGGCCAGCGCGCAGCCCCCCACGGCGGGGCGGUCGGGGCGGGGCGCUGGACCGCCGCAGCGAGCCCCCGCUAGAGGACGCUGGGGGGACUUCAGGACGAAGAAAACCGGGACUGUCGCGCUGGGCCGUGCUGCACGUGAUUUCUUUGUGAUGGGUGUUGUAGAAAUGAGGGCUCUGGGUGACCCCACGCUGACCCCUUCAUCACCGCAGCAGUUCUCUGACUAGCAAUGUGACGAUGUAACAGAUGAGACUUUCUCAUUCAAUAAUAAAAAAUUGUGUAAUGUUUUGCAAAGCUUCUGUCUUAAAAUGUCCAGGUCUUAAGAAAAAAAGGCAGCUCCCACUGCUUUGCUUGCAGAGUCGUGCCCUCCCAUGCAGUGGACAACCCUCAGGCCCGCUCCGUGUGCCCCGCCCCCAGGAGGACGCUGCGCGCGGCCCCGGCCGGAGCGGCCGCCGCUCGUCAGCCGCUCGCAGCGCGGGGAGAUCGCAGGAGAGACUGGCCACACUUCCUCCAAAUCGUACAAGGUGGUUUUCAAGAGCUUUAUUUGCAUAUGUUGUCAGACCAGGAUUUUCAGAGUUGAUGGAAAAGAGUUGUUGUGGGAAAACUUAUUUUGAUAACUUAUUACCCGUGCAGAGAAACCGAUCA